AAAAAGAAAACAACGGAGCAAGACAGAGAGACACCUUCGUUCGCGUUUUCUGUAAUCUCUCUCUCUCUGUGUCCAUGGAAUGUCUACAUAGCGCCGUGAGAUUCGAGGAAGAAGAAGAAGCAUCAUCGCCUCCUCCCACCGCGUAAUCUUCAGAAAAAGAAAAAGGAAAAUCUCCGUCGUCGAUUAUUGCAUAUCCGUUCAAUCCAGAUCGUUUUGUGUUUUUUUUUUUAUUUGUAUGAUGGUAGAGAACUAGAGGAAGGAAGGGUUUAGUCAUUUUAGGGAAACACAAUGUCAACUAAAGGAGAACAUCAUACAGUUCCACUUUCCGUUUUGCUCAAGCGUGAAUCAGCUAAUGAAAAGAUAGACAAUCCUGAGCUUGUACACGGCCAGUUUAACCAGAGCAAGAAAGGAGAGGACUUUACUUUUGUUAAAACUGAGUGCCAGAGGGUCACGGGAGAUGAUGGCGUUACUACCUUCUCUGUUUUCGGGCUUUUUGAUGGGCACAAUGGUUCUGCAGCAGCUAUAUACACCAAGGAGAACCUUCUUAACAAUGUAUUAGCUGCAAUACCCUCUGAUCUCAACAGAGAUGAGUGGGUUGCGGCACUUCCUAGGGCUUUGGUUGCAGGAUUUGUCAAAACUGAUAAAGAUUUCCAGGAAAGAGCUAGAACCUCUGGAACAACCGUAACUUUUGUCAUUGUAGAAGGUUGGGUGGUGAGUGUUGCAUCUGUAGGUGACUCUCGUUGCAUACUUGAGCCUGCUGAAGGUGGUGUCUAUCAUUUAUCUGCUGAUCAUCGGCUCGAAAUAAACGAAGAAGAGCGAGAUCGCGUCACUGCAAGUGGUGGUGAAGUUGGUCGGUUAAAUACUGGUGGUGGUACUGAGAUUGGCCCUCUGAGAUGUUGGCCGGGUGGUCUCUGUCUCUCAAGAUCCAUUGGAGAUCUGGAUGUUGGCGAAUACAUUGUUCCAGUUCCUUAUGUGAAGCAAGUCAAGUUGUCUUCAGCUGGUGGUCGACUUAUCAUCUCAAGUGAUGGUGUGUGGGAUGCAAUUAGCGCAGAAGAGGCUCUUGAUUGUUGCCGGGGCUUGCCACCUGAAGCUUCGGCUGAGCAAAUUGUUAAAGCAGCUGUGGGGAAGAAAGGUAUUCGAGAUGAUACAACAUGUAUUGUCGUUGAUAUACUACCAUCAGAAAAACCAGCUGCUUCCCUACCGCCUCCGAAAAAGCAAGGAAAAGGAAUAAUAAAGUCCAUGUUCAAAAGAAAAUCUUCGGGCUCAUCUUCUAAUACUGAGAAAGAGUAUCUUGAACCUGAUGAAGUUGAAGAACUGUUUGAAGAAGGCUCUGCUAUGCUUUCAGAGAGAUUAGACACAAAGUACCCGCUCUGCAAUAUGUUUAAGUUGUUCAUGUGUGCUGUGUGUCAAGUAGAAGUGAAACCUGGAGAAGGUGUUUCGAUACAUGCUGGAACGGCUAAUUGCCCAAAGCUUCGUCCUUGGGAUGGUCCAUUCCUUUGCGCAAGUUGCCAAGAGAAGAAAGACGCUAUGGAAGGGAAACGAUCAUCAGGAGAUAGACAUAGUAGUGAGAGCGACUAGCCAACAGCAAUUACUGAACAUGCAAUUUAUUUGGUCAAGCAACUAACAAAAACAGUACUGUGAGUAUAUAAAGCGGUUCGAGGAUCAUCUGGUUGGAAUAUUCACCCAGACAUAUUAUGAGUUCCGUGAUCAACCAACCACCAUUCUUCGGAAAACUCCCAAGCAGUUUAUUUAUUUAUUUUCUUUGAUAUGCCUCUCUCACUUCACUCUUUUUUCUUUCAUUCGUGAUGCUUUUAUGUUUAAAAGUGGGUACUAACAGCUGAGAGAAGGUAGGUAAAGAAGAUAUGCAAGCCUGUGUGCAAACUAUUUCAUGUAUAAAACCAUUGACCAAGUUCUUGAGCGAAGCAUCAAUUUUUUCAUGUUACUAAUUA
This is a messenger RNA of Brassica napus (rape), 1949 nucleotides long. Its product is annotated as probable protein phosphatase 2C 12. The transcript has 10 exons. NCBI's taxonomy places the organism in Eukaryota, Viridiplantae, Streptophyta, Magnoliopsida, Brassicales, Brassicaceae. Gene Ontology annotation, molecular function: protein serine/threonine phosphatase activity. The coding region runs from base 289 to 1578 and encodes 429 amino acids. Gene Ontology annotation, biological process: protein dephosphorylation. The record is from RefSeq and is a predicted model, not a curated record.